This is a messenger RNA of Guyanagaster necrorhizus, 2474 nucleotides long. Its product is annotated as RhoGAP-domain-containing protein. Gene Ontology annotation, cellular component: cytoplasm. The transcript is spliced from 15 exons. Bases 33 to 2252 code for a protein of 739 amino acids. NCBI's taxonomy places the organism in Eukaryota, Fungi, Basidiomycota, Agaricomycetes, Agaricales, Physalacriaceae. Gene Ontology annotation, biological process: regulation of GTPase activity; signal transduction. The record is from RefSeq and is a predicted model, not a curated record.
GUCCUCAUUAAUGUUGCACUAGGACCGCAUCCAUGACUGCAGUCUAUCCUACGGAUUCUUCCUUACCUUCGUCGUGGCCCUCAGCAUCGGAUACCCAUCUGCCUGCUCAUGGUCCUAUCCCCCUUUUCGAUGCCCACCUUCGCUUUUUGACGGAUUCAUAUCUUAGCUUUUUCCAUGAACGAAAACGUAUUGAGGAGUCUUACGUUGAUUCUCUCCUGAAGCUUCAUCGGAAAAUAAAAAGUAUUGACUCCUUCCUGGAUGACCGGACGGAUCUCAGUAACUCGAGGACCGCCUGGGCUGAAAUAAGGGAUAACGUUGAAAGGGAGGCCCAAGCUCGGCAGGCCUUUCUGUCCACCUUGACCGUCGAUGUUCUUAAUCCCUUGACCGCAGUCAAAGAAACGCAAGAACGGACAAGGAAGCGGAUCAAGGAAGAUCUCAAGAAUUCCGGAUCAGCCUAUAAUGAAUAUGUUGAAGUGACGUUGCCCAAAUUUAAGAUGAAAUAUAUCAAGAAAUUUGCGGAAGUCGAGGAGUCUAAGAAAGCGGCGUCGUCGCCGCCAACCUCACCCCAGGCCCUGCCUUCUGAUCCACAUCACUCCACUACACUGGCAAAACCCAAUCAUUUGGGAACAGCGCGUCCGACAGUCACUUCCCCUCAACCUCUGAGAGCCAUCGACCGUCGGCCAUCUGGUAGUGCACCUGGACGCAAUCGUUCGCCGUCUUCUGGCACUGCCUUUUCAGAUUUGGCGCAUCAAGGUAAACGACAGUUGAAUACCUUGAUUGGCUUUCUAGACAAGAGUGGCACCGUCAAGGACUCACUAGGCGGUAAAGAAAACCACGCGCUUCGUGUCGUUCGAACAAAGAAGGAGUUAGAAGACGCCGACAAGGAGUAUCGAAAGGGUGUCCAUUGGUUAGAGACACUUCGACUACGUCGUACAAAAACACUGGAAAGUGGAUAUAAAAGCCUGUCAAUGUUUGUCGAAGAGUCGUCAGCUGCAGUGAAGAAGGCUCUUGAAAAGUACACCGAUAAUAUGAUGGCCACAACUACCACUCAAACACAACUGUCUGCCCAUGCACGUUCAGCUGUAGACAGGAUCUCGCCGGAGAAGGAUGUUGCGCGGGUGAAGGCUUAUAUUCCGCGUUCGUUAGCCUCGGCAAUACCCGAACCCAUCUUAUAUCAGCAUGGCCUCGUUGGAGAAUGCAAGGAUUUGAUUUUUGGCUUCAGCUUGGUUGAUUAUGCGACUUCGAAAUUUUUGCCGGAUGGAGAUAUUCCCAAGAUAGUCAAGAUGUGUGUUGCAGAAAUUGAUUCUAGAGGGUCGGAAGCUGAAGGUAUCUAUCGAGUUUCUGGUCGGCAUGCUGUCGUCCAAUCGCUGCAGCGAGAUAUUGAAAAGGAUGAAUCGGCCUUCGAAUUCAAACCGCAUCACGAUAUCUACGCCGUUGCAUCCCUUCUCAAGCUAUAUCUACGUGAGCUUCCGGAGCCGGUGUUUCGAUUUUCCCUUCAAGAUCGCAUUCACCAUUCAGAAGAAUUAGCCGAACAUCAGUCCAAUAAUUUCGUGCUGCUUAGGUCGAAAAUGCGUCGUUUGCCUGCAGUACAUCAAGCAACUCUCAAAGCAAUUGUGGAACAUCUAGCCCGAAUUGUAGCAAUGAGCGAUAAGAACAAGAUGGAUGCCAAAAACGUGGCCAUAGUUUUUGGGAGCGUAAUUUUCGGCGAAGACGAGAUCCCCAGAGGCGCCGAUUUGUUGACCGUUCAAUCGUGGAAGGAUUCCCUGAUGGAGGAUUUGAUUACGAAUGCCGGCGUUCUGUUCGAUGAGCAGGGUGCACAUCAUUCCCCUCCUUUGCCUCCGACCCCACUAGGAGAGCCCACGCCUCAAUAUUCAUAUGGGUCCAAAACUACUAAAUUUGCACCGCCAUCGUCUCUCUCACCGACAGCAGAUUUCACGCCCGCACUACCUCCUCGUCCAACCAGUAGCAUCCAUCCAUCUCUCCGAGCAGGGCAGGCGUCGCCAACUAAGGAUCGGCUAGAUACUCCUCCCAUGCCUCAGCGGCCAGACAGCAUCACUUAUGCAGAAGAAACAAAUGUCGUCGUCCCAUCUUCACCGUCCAUCACCUCGACCGUCUACGAAACAGACGAAUCAACAGAGGAGCUUGGAUCCUCGCCCUCCUCCCCUGGACACCCCAAAUCCGUGAAAUCAGUACGCAGUGCAGGAAACCCACGAAACGACCCGGUAUUGAGUGAGGAUGCGCCAGCGACAUGAUGGUGUCGUUUUUAUUUUUUGUUCAGAUAUAUUCAAUUGGGCUGGGUCUUCUUUCGAUGUUCCUUGUGUGGACAGUAAUGCUUUGAUAACUGACCUGUUCAUUCAUAUAUAUAUGUAACAAAUUUGUAACCGUAUAAUUCUUAGUUCCCGUAUCACAAAGGUCCUGCUAUAGAAUGAGCGUCAGUUGCGUUGAGAAGCCAUGCUACACUGAGGGUUGACGUU